Molecule: messenger RNA, 1486 nt
Organism: Nylanderia fulva
Lineage: Eukaryota; Metazoa; Arthropoda; Insecta; Hymenoptera; Formicidae
Gene: Naxd
Product: NAD(P)HX dehydratase
Biological process (GO): metabolite repair
Molecular function (GO): ATP-dependent NAD(P)H-hydrate dehydratase activity
Source: RefSeq, a predicted model, not a curated record
UUUGUACGACAAAUGUAAAUAUUUAUCCUGAAGUGUCCAAAGUUGCUCUUGUAUUUUAAAAUUACAAUAGCUGACUUGUCAUAUCAAAUUUGACAAUGUAAAUCGAUAUGUCAAUUGAUUGAAUUGUAUUGGACAAAAAUAUUUUCUACAGACGAUUGUUUUUGUUUGCGUAUUGCAAUAGUAACCUUAUGUACGACCGCUUUUUUUCAUAAAAUUUAUAAUUGUUUACUGACACAAGAUUUAUUUUGAAGCUAUUACUUAUUUACAAGAGAGAUAUAUCAAAUUUGCAUUACACACAAUGUCGACAAUGUCUACAUCAUCAUCUAUGGAUGAGCGUAUGUUGAAAGGAAUAAGAAAGGUGAUACCGAGUCUGAUCAACACCAAGUACAAAGGUCAGGAUGGCAGAAUUGGAAUAUUUGGUGGCAGUACUGAAUAUACAGGAGCACCAUACUUUGCGGCAAUGAGCGCAUUGAGAACUGGUGCUGAUCUUGUUCACAUUUUCUGUGCGAAGGAUGCCAGCAUUCCUAUUAAAUCAUUCAGCCCAGAGCCAAUAGUUCAUCCAGUAUUGGAUCAACACGAUGCAAUAAAGCAUAUAAAACCUUGGCUUGAUCGCCUACACGUUGUCCUAAUUGGGCCUGGACUUGGCAGAGAUGAAAAAAUAUUUAAAAUGAUUGUUGAAUUAAUAUCUGUUUGCCGUGAAAUGAGAAAACCACUAAUUAUUGAUGCGGAUGGAUUGUUCCUAGUUUGUCAGAAGCCAGAAAUCAUAAAAGAUUAUCCAGGAGUUAUUCUGACACCAAAUGCAAUGGAGUUUAGUCGGUUGGUUAAAGCAAUACUGGAAAAGUCUAUUCCACCUACUCCUCUAGUUAAAGUUUCUGAUGUCAAGCAUGUAGCAGAAGCUCUUGGGAAGAAUGUAAUAAUCCUGCAUAAAGGAGCAAAAGAUGUGAUCGUGGAUGGUCAUAAGGGUACAGAGACUGUAUCAUGUGGAUUGGCUGGUUCUGGAAGAAGAUGCGGUGGACAGGGAGACCUUUUGGCUGGCUCGUUGACUGUUUUUUGGUGGUGGGCUAUCUCUAUGGGAACUAGCGAAUGCGCUUUGUCACCUUCGAUCGUAGCGUGUUAUGCUGCGUCGAGAUUAGUUCGAGAAUGUAAUGCAUCAGCCUUCAAAUUACGACAAAGAGGAAUGUUGACGUCGGAUAUGCUGGAACAAAUACAGCCAGUUUUUAAUAAGAUCUUUGAGACUCAUUGCAACAAAACUUGCUCAUUUAAUGGAAGAGGUCGAAUUCAAAGUACUGAUUCGUGAAACAUAUACAUUCUCAUAACAUUAUAUAUAAUCUAUAAAGAAACUUUGAUUAAUAUAUUACAGAAAUUAGAAUAUGUACGUGGCUUCAAGAAAAUGUUUUAAACAAAUAUGCCUAUGUAUUAUAUGUAUUUUUAUAUGGGGUUUGGUACUUUUGGAGGGCUCAUAUAAAUAAAUAUUUUUAUAAAAUAA